Xylona heveae TC161 is the source of this 2211-nucleotide messenger RNA. Its product is annotated as TRM-domain-containing protein. Gene Ontology annotation, molecular function: RNA binding. Gene Ontology annotation, cellular component: nucleus. The record is from RefSeq and is a predicted model, not a curated record. Bases 1 to 2211 code for a protein of 736 amino acids. NCBI's taxonomy places the organism in Eukaryota, Fungi, Ascomycota, Xylonomycetes, Xylonales, Xylonaceae. Gene Ontology annotation, biological process: tRNA N2-guanine methylation. The transcript has 2 exons.
AUGGGUGGUGGAACGCAGGAAGCGGCGCAAGAACCGAAUUGCAACGGCAAGAACAAUACCCCACCCGCGACGACAGAAUCGGAAAAGCAAGUCGUGAACCAGAUACAGGAUGCUGCUUCGACACAACCCGAAUGUGACGUCGAGUCAGCGGCAACAACUGGAACAGAAGUGCAAACAGCAAGCAUUAGUGACCCACCUCGUGCUGGACAGCGCGUGAUACACAAUGGAAAGGAGUUUACUACGGUCAAAGAAGGUCUAGCCUACGUCCUAAUUCCUGCCAGGUCGCUGAAAUCUGCACAGCAGACUGUUGGCGGAGGAGAUCAGGCCCAAUCAGUGUUCUACAAUCCUAUUCAGCAGUUCAAUCGUGAUCUCAGCGUGCUUGCAAUCAGGGCAUUCGGAGAGGAUUUGACGGCGGUCAGGAAGGAGAAACGGGAGAACAGGAAAUCGGGAAAGAAGAGAAAGAGGGGUGCCGCUGGAGCUGGGACAGCAAAUGAGUCGGGUGAGCAGGAGCAAGGCCAUUCGGUUAGGAGAAAAACGGAGCACCCGGAAAAUGGGGAUGCUGAGACGGCGGCAACUGAUGUUAGAGCAAAGGCAGACGAUAAUGCUCAGGAAAAAGUGGUGGGCAACGAGCCAGCUCCGGUGGAUCAAACGGCGUCAGCUGAAGUGUCUGCUCAAGCACCGAAGGCAGAUGCUCACGAUUGCGCGUCAACAUCAAACUCUUGGAGACCGCAAUUCACCAUAUUGGAUGCGCUAUCAGCCACGGGGCUACGUGCGUUGAGAUACGCCCAAGAAAUUCCAUUUGCUACCUCUAUAACGGCGAACGAUCUGUUACCCGAUGCCACAGAAUCCAUCAAGUUGAACGUUGAGCACAAUAAGCUGGAGGAUAAGAUAAAUGCAGUGACCGGCAACGCAAUUGCUCACAUGUACAGCUUUGUGGGCCAGCCGACCCAAAAAUUACCUGAAAGCGAACAUUCGGCCAGCAAAUACGACGUGAUCGACCUUGAUCCCUAUGGAACGGCGGUACCUUUUCUCGAUGCCGCUGUACAAUCAGUAACUGACGGCGGUCUACUCUGUGUAACCUGCACAGAUGCUGGGGUCUUCGCGUCUACCGGUUAUCCCGAGAAAACUUAUUCUCUUUACGGGGGUCUACCAUUAAAAGGCCCUCAUGCUCAUGAAGCAGGGGUGCGUUUGAUUCUCAACUCCGUUGCCACCUCUGCGGCACGGUAUGGCCUUUCCAUUGAGCCUCUUCUUUCUCUCUCUAUAGACUUUUACGCACGGGUCUUUGUCAGAAUCCGGCACUCACCCGCCGAAGUUAAAUUCUUGGCAGGGAAGACCAUGUUAGUCUACAAUUGUGAUGCUGGCUGCGGGGCAUGGACAACCCAGCUACUGGGUCGUCAUCGAUUGACAGAGGGCAAAAAAGGAGUGCCCUACUACAAGCAUGGUCUUGAGCAAGGGCCUUCAGCCGCCCAGCGAUGCGAGCACUGCGGUUCCAAGACUCACAUGGCGGGUCCAAUGUAUGCUGGACCUUUACAUUCCCCAGAAUUCAUCCGCCGCAUCCUGAGCUAUCUGCCGAAACUUGACUCCGAAACCUACGCAACAACAAAUCGUAUCAAGGGCAUGCUUGUGACCGCGCUUGAGGAGGAUCUCAAUCAUGCUGCAAACAGGGAUGAGGAUAUCUCAUCCCCUCGGAUCGCGCGCAUGGAUCCUGCCGAGAUUGAUCACCAUCCUUUCUUUUUUGUUCCAAGUGCCGUUGCUAAAGUGCUCCAUUGUCAAACACCACAAGAAGAUAGUCUUCGCGGUGCGCUGAGAGGUCUUGGAUAUCGAGUCACACGGAGUCAUACCAGACCAGGGAGCAUCAAGUCGGACGCUCCCUGGUCAGUGAUCUGGGAGAUGAUGCGUGAAUGGGUCCGUCAAAAAUCUCCCGUCAAAGAGGGCGCCAUCCGGCAGGGCACCGCCGGAUGGGGCAUUAUGAAUGGACCACAGCCCCGCAUGGGGAGCCACGCGGCGUCCACGGCUAAUGCUAGUGAAACCGCCUCUGACGCUUCGGCUGCAAACGAAUACAAUGCGUCGCCCAGCACAGCUUCACGGACACUCAACGUUGUCUUUAAUGAAACGCUUGGGCGCGAAAAGGACGGGCGACGGUUAGUCCGAUACCAAGUCAAUCCACGGGCCAACUGGGGGCCUAUGAAGGGAGCCAAAGGAGGAAAUUGA